Messenger RNA from Botrytis cinerea B05.10, 3568 nucleotides. RefSeq lists its product as hypothetical. The transcript has a single exon. The record is from RefSeq and is a predicted model, not a curated record. NCBI's taxonomy places the organism in Eukaryota, Fungi, Ascomycota, Leotiomycetes, Helotiales, Sclerotiniaceae. Gene Ontology annotation, molecular function: ATP hydrolysis activity; ATP binding. Bases 98 to 3097 code for a protein of 999 amino acids. Gene Ontology annotation, cellular component: mitochondrial outer membrane.
GAGGAGCUUCAAAGAAAUAUUUCAAACGCCUCUACGUCUGAUUUCCAACUUUCCCCCUCGAAAUAUUCGCUCGAUAAAGAGCACGAAAAUAUACCGGAUGCACGCCGUAGCAUUGCGAGCUCUUCGCACGCAUAGAAACCCUCUCUCGCGACAGACAUGCCGAAUCAUCGCAGGCUGCAGGUAUCCCCCUCCUCGGCGCACCUUCCAUCGUUCAGCAAUUUCCUACAGUACACCUGAUGACCCAGCAACUCCGGAAAACGAUAAAGAGGCAAGAGCAGGCAUAGAGGAUAUUCCACGGAUACCUGAAGAUGGAGAACAGGGAACCUCAGCGGAUGUUCCUCAAAUUCCCGUGGAAGCAGAGUUAGAGAAUCAAGUGGCAGAAGAUUCUAUACAGCCAGUCGAAAAUGCAGACCCCGAGCAAAGGUCUCGGGGAAGACUGUCGGGGAGAACCUUAAGAGCAAAUCGACAAAAACAACCGGAAGGUCUGCCACCGAUAAUACUGCCGGAUUGGUUUUGGAAUAAUGUCAAACUGGUCGAGGAACUACCGCAGAUAGGCUCACUCGCAGUUUACUAUGGCGGCAACGUCCCAGAAUUUGUUGAAAGUUCGCUAGGCCCCGAAGCGACAGAGAAGAUGAGUCAUGCAAUUAAAUCUAUCGUUGAAUGCGACCUCCCUCCCACCGAGAAAGCAAGGUACAGCAUGCAUGUUGAUGUUUACAAAGAAAUAUUGGCAUCCAUCAGAGCCGGACUGAAGUUGCGCCCUUCACAGGCUGUGUUAGAUGGUAAAAAUAUCAUGAGACCAAUUCUCCAUUUGCAAUGCCCUAAAGACGGAGGAACGUUAUAUCUAGACUCUGUCGUGGAGACCAUUUCGACUAAACUAGGAGCUGAUCUUAUACGUUUGGAUCCAGUCGAUAUAGCCCAAAUUCUAGGGCCAUACAUCGAUGAGAACCUAGCCUGGACGGGGUCGAAAGCAUCUCUUUUGGGUUACGAAACUUCUAGAAUGGCGGGCAGGCUGGAGGAUUAUGAGAAAGAUUCAAGCACGGUUCCUGAAGACAUUGAGGGGGUUGAGGAGGAAGAAUUGGCGGGCAUGAGUAAAAAAGCUGGUCCCGCAAUUGCUUUCACCGCGUCGAAUUCUUCCGAGGCACAGAAAAAGCUCUCGGCAAUUUUUAGCCGGUUAAAGGGGGCCCUUACCCCGGCAGCGGAGAAUAACAGGCGCUCCUCAGAUGUUGUGAUGCCAUUUGCUACUUUCGCCGACCCGAACUUUUCGGCUUCCAGCAAUGCCAAUUCGUCCUUUGGUAACGUGAAAUCUAACGCUGAACAGUGGAACGAUCUGAAGACUACGGCUUUACUUGAGUCAUUAGUUGCUGGCGCCGAUUCAAAACGUGCAUCAGAGUCUUCAGGUGCGGAUGCAACUAAUACCAAAGAUCUCAUCAUACAAGUUCGUGAUUACAAGGAUUUAACUAGAACAUACGAUGGCUACAAUAUUAUUGAUAAAUUGCGGACGGUAGUCACCAAACGCUGGCAGUCUGGACGAAAUAUAAUUAUGGUUGGAACAAGUUCCCUGGAACAAGGAGAAUCCGAGCUCUCAUCAGCAGGUAUUCAACAUCUUCAAUCAGACAUAGUUGAGGGUGAGAAAAGAACUAUAUUUGUCCCACCAGACCGAAGAUCGGAACAAGAUACAGUGUUCGAAUCGGACGACAAGUUACGCAUCCGAAAUUUGAACAUACGGCAUGUUGAGGAUAUGAUUACAAAACUCUCGGGGGAUACGCCAGUAACUGUAGAUAUAGAAAAAGAUCUCGACGUCGCUUGGGUGGUAUCUGCUGGUUUAGACGAUGCAGUUUGGCAUUACGCUCGCGUACAAAGGCUUGCAACGACUAUUCUAGGAUUAGAAAGCAACCCAGAGAUUAUAGAUGGGCCAACAUUCUGGAAAGCUCAACAGCUGCUCUCCGAAAGUGACAAUGCCAAGUUUUCUUGGGGCGCGGCAGAGUUGAAAGAGGAAGAUAAUGAUGUGAACAAGAUGCUUGAUGAGAUCAACGCUUCACCGAAAAAGACAGAUAUCAAAGAAAAACUCAAGCAAAUUCGAAAAACGUGCACUCCUCACGAGAAAAAGCUGCUCGGGGGUGUCGUCAUACCAUCGGAUAUUCAUACCAAGUUCGAAGAUGUUCACGCUCCAAAGGAGACUGUAGAGGCACUAAAAACAUUGACCAGUUUGUCAUUGAUACGUCCAGAGGCUUUUACUUAUGGUGUUCUUGCUACUGAUAAAAUGCCUGGUUUGCUCUUGUAUGGACCUCCUGGAACCGGUAAGACCUUAUUGGCCAAAGCAGUAGCGAAAGAGAGUGGUGCAACAGUUCUUGAAAUCAGUGGUGCUGAAGUGAACGACAUGUAUGUUGGUGAAGGCGAAAAGAAUGUCCGAGCGAUCUUUUCACUAGCCAAGAAACUUUCACCCUGUGUUGUGUUUAUCGAUGAGGCAGAUGCUAUAUUUGCUGCCCGCGGUGACACUAAACGCUCAACUGCCCAUAGAGAGAUGAUUAACCAAUUUCUACGAGAAUGGGAUGGCAUGAACGACUUAUCUGCCUUCAUCAUGGUCGCUACCAAUCGACCAUUCGACCUCGAUGAAGCUGUACUGCGCAGACUGCCUCGAAGACUUCUGGUCGACCUGCCUGUUGAAAAGGAUCGCGAGUCUAUUCUCAAGAUCCACCUCAAAGAUGAGGUCAUCGACCCGUCAGUCUCUCUCGCCGAACUUGCGAAAAAUACACCCUUUUACUCUGGAUCGGAUUUAAAGAACCUUUCGGUCGCAGCUGCAUUGGCAUGUAUCAGGGAAGAAAAUGAACUUGCCACUAAGCAUGAAGGCGACACCCCUUACACAUACCCCGAGAAACGUAUCCUCACCAAGCAACAUUUCGACAAGGCAAUGGAGGAGAUUAGCGCAAGUAUCAGCGAGGAUAUGAGCACGCUCUCUGCAAUCCGCAAAUUUGACGAGAAAUACGGCGAUAGGAAGGGAAGAAGGAAGAAGAGCGCUGGAUUGGGCUUCGGUGGUACGUCAGUUCCCGAAAAGGAUUCCGAAGCAGGGAGAGUCAGGAAAUCACCAGUGGCGGCGUAGAUACAAGAGCAUAUAUUUCAGUACAGUUAGAGGUACAUAUGGCUCGCAUUUGGGGCUUUGCAUCGGCGGCGUGCAUAUCAUAUUCACGAAUUGCAUGAUAGGGCGUCACGGUCAUUGUAUAAUAUGUGGCUGGGAAGGUAAAUGCUUUGUUACGCGUAAUUUUGUAGCAAUAAACUAGAUUAUGACUUUAUGUUACUGUCUUUUUCGACGAUGAAUUGUGUAUAACUUUUAUCGACGGUACUGCUUGAACAAGUGUUCUUUCCAUGAUGGUACCUUAGAUGUAUUAAGUCACAAGCACAACAAUGAAAACCAGAAAAUUCAGUAUAAAACAACGGAUUCAGGCAUUGUGUCCAAAAUUCACUUCUAUUCCUAUCCUAGGCUCAAGGAGAAUGUAGAUAAUCGAUCAUAUCUACUCGAAUGCUUCUUCUCUCGCUCCUGGCUCAGAAUACAACCUAUUAAAUACUUCCUCCA